Molecule: messenger RNA, 1774 nt
Organism: Trichosurus vulpecula (common brushtail)
Lineage: Eukaryota; Metazoa; Chordata; Mammalia; Diprotodontia; Phalangeridae
Gene: PPIL4
Product: peptidylprolyl isomerase like 4
Exons: 13
Coding region: 112-1566 (484 amino acids)
Biological process (GO): protein peptidyl-prolyl isomerization
Cellular component (GO): nucleus
Molecular function (GO): peptidyl-prolyl cis-trans isomerase activity; RNA binding
Source: RefSeq, a predicted model, not a curated record
GCUCUGGCGAUGACGUAAGAUCGAGGCGCCACGCAGGAGAGUCGCUGGCGCGGAAGAGCCGCCGGAGCUUAAGGGUCUGGGCGUCCCGGGUACAGAGGCGGCGCCGGCGUCAUGGCGGUGCUGCUGGAGACCACUCUGGGGGACAUCGUUAUCGAUCUGUACACGGAGGAGCGGCCGCGGGCUUGCUUGAAUUUUCUGAAGUUGUGCAAAAUAAAGUACUACAAUUAUUGUCUCAUUCAUAAUGUACAGAGAGAUUUUAUUAUACAGACUGGUGAUCCUAUGGGUACUGGCCGAGGAGGAGAGUCAGUCUUUGUACAACUGUAUGGUGAUCAAGCAAGGUUUUUUGAGGCAGAAAAAAUGCCAAGAAUUAAGCACAAGAAAAAAGGCACAGUAUCUAUGGUGAACAAUGGCAGUGAUCAACAUGGAUCUCAGUUUCUUAUUACCACAGGAGAAAAUCUAGAUUACCUUGAUGGUGUACAUACAGUAUUUGGUGAAGUAACGGAAGGAAUGGAUGUAAUCAAGAAAAUUAAUGAGACUUUUGUUGACAAAGACUUUGUGCCUUAUCAAGAUAUCAGGAUAAAUCAUACAGUGAUUUUAGAUGAUCCAUUUGAUGAUCCAGCUGGCUUAUCAAUUCCUGAUCGAUCGCCAGAACCAACCAAGGAACAAUUAGAUAGUGGCCGAAUAGGAGCAGAUGAAGAAAUUGAUGAUUUCAAGGGGAGAUCAGCUGAAGAAAUUGAAGAAAUGAUGGCCGAGAAGGAGGCAAAAACUCAGGCUAUUCUUCUAGAAAUGGUAGGAGAUUUACCUGAUGCAGAUAUCAAACCUCCAGAAAAUGUCCUAUUUGUGUGCAAAUUGAAUCCAGUAACCACAGAUGAAGAUCUGGAAAUAAUAUUCUCAAGAUUUGGGCCCAUAAAAAGUUGUGAAGUUAUUCGUGACUGGAAGACGGGAGAAUCUCUUUGUUACGCAUUUAUUGAGUUUGAAAAGGAAGAAGAUUGUGAAAAAGCCUUUUUCAAAAUGGAUAAUGUGCUUAUAGAUGACAGAAGAAUACAUGUAGAUUUUAGCCAGUCUGUUGCAAAAGUUAAAUGGAGAGGGAAAGGUGGAAAAUAUACCAAGAGUGAUUUUAAGGAAUAUGAAAAGGAGCAGGAAAAAUCUAAAUUUGCUCUCAAAGAUAAAGUAAAACCCAAACAAGAUACAAAAUAUGAUCUUGUGCUAGAUGAAGAAAUGGAAGACUCUAAAUCAAGUCACUCACACUCAAGUAAAAAGCAUAAGAAGAAAACUCGUCACUGUUCUGAAGAGGAUUAUACAACAGUGAAAAAUUCUAAGGAUUCCAGCUGGGAGAGGCAUCAUAGGAGACAUGAAGAAGAGUAUUGUAAAGAGAAGCGGAAGAGCGAAAAAAGCGAGAGACCUCAGAGCCGCAGCCGCAGUCGAUCUCGGGACAGAGACGGCUACCGUAGCAACAGUAAAUCUAAACACCGAACAGAACCCCGCGAAAGAGAAAAGGAUAAAAAGAGGGACAGAAGCAGAAGCCCAAAGAAAGCCAGAGACAAAGAAAGAUCUAGGUACAGAUGAAGGAAGAUACCUCCGAAAGUGGCUUUUAAAUUUUCUCUAGUGUGACUGAUCAUGCUAAUUAAGGAUUUGUACAGCCCUGAAUCAGAGAAGUCAGAAACUGUUCUUACUUUUUAUUUGCUUAAAUCUUUCACUGAAGUAUCUAGACAUUUUCAAUUAAUAAAAAGUAUACAUGAUCGUGAAAGACUCAAUAAAAGAUUUUUAAAAUUUU